AUGAAGUUCAUUGGACUGUCCGUCCUUGUGGUGGCCAUAGCCUCAUUGAGCAUGGCCUCGCAAGUGGGAAAUCCGAGCGCUGAACCAGUUGAAGAGUCGAUUAAGGAGUUCAAGAGGGAACCUGAAGAUGCCCACACGGAGACCUGCUGUUGGUGA
Molecule: messenger RNA, 156 nt
Organism: Zasmidium cellare ATCC 36951
Lineage: Eukaryota; Fungi; Ascomycota; Dothideomycetes; Mycosphaerellales; Mycosphaerellaceae
Exons: 2
Coding region: 1-156 (51 amino acids)
Source: RefSeq, a predicted model, not a curated record